Molecule: messenger RNA, 741 nt
Organism: Wyeomyia smithii (pitcher-plant mosquito)
Lineage: Eukaryota; Metazoa; Arthropoda; Insecta; Diptera; Culicidae
Exons: 3
Coding region: 98-724 (208 amino acids)
Source: RefSeq, a predicted model, not a curated record
CACAACAGUUGCGUGUUUGUUUCGGUACAACUUCUGAACUUCUGAAAAGUGAAAGCUUUAGUUUGCUAAAUCAUUUAUCUUAGUUCUACGAAUAAAAAUGCGGCUAUCAAAAGCAAUUUUUGCAUCGUAUUCCAGUGUAGUCUUACUAAUAUUGGAGAUUGUGGAUUGCAUACAGUCGUCAGAAGCUGCAAAUGGUCUCAAUUUCUACGGAUAUCCUCAAAGCAAUUUUUAUGCAAAUAGUUGGGACUGGCAAAGCAACUAUUGGCCGCAGUCAGCUGCCCGUCGUUAUUAUGAUGUACCGUUUAAAACCGGGAUAGGUCAACAGUUCAAUGGGCUUCCGGGCACCAAAUCCGCUGGUUGGGAUUAUGGUUGGAAAUAUAAUGCACAAAAAUCGGUUCCAGUUGGAUACGGGUAUGGGGAUGCAGGAUAUCAAUAUUAUCCCGUUUAUUCACGUCAAUCAGCAUGGAUGGAUUAUCCGGCAGAUUAUCGCUAUGAUAAUUUUUUCUACCCUUCUGGGAGCCGAUUUCCACACAAUGGCUUCCCAGACAGCAGCAGAAGAAGGAAUUACAUGCAAAAUGGUUAUUGGAAUUACUGGAACAGGGCGGACAAUGAUGGUGCAUGGAAAAAUAAACAGCCGGUUACUACUACCACUACUACUACUACAACGAUACGUCCUACUACUACUCGGAAAAGUCGACUGUUUGUACCGAAUGUGUGGGGAUAAGUCAUGUCAAUAAAUAA